Callithrix jacchus (white-tufted-ear marmoset) is the source of this 5304-nucleotide messenger RNA. Lineage: Eukaryota; Metazoa; Chordata; Mammalia; Primates; Cebidae. The record is from RefSeq and is a predicted model, not a curated record.
GUGAAUGGAAGAUGGGAGGGAAGGUGAACUCUCAUAAUCUGAUUUCAUAUGAUUUUAGAACAGUCAUGGUGGAAGAGUGAGUUGUUAACAUUUACAUCCAUCCCCUCCUUCAUUAUCUACCUUCCCUCAUCCCAGCCGUUAUUAUACAAGCAUUAAACUGUAGAAGCACCUUUGAGGCCUUCUCAUUUUCCCUUGAGGGUUCUAUGGUUUCUCAAGAAAACAAAGGAAAAAAGGCAGUACAGUUUCUCUUUCCUUCCAGUAUUCUUUCCUUCUUUUUCAUCCAAUUUAAAGAGUGUGUGUAAAGAAGAAAGAGUGGAGUUCUAAAAACUCAGAGUCUUCUUAAUCUGCCUUAAGAGAGGUCUGUGGUGCUAAGGAUUGUCAAAGUGAUCAAAAAUGAGUGAACAAUCAGAGAAAAACAAUUCCAUUCAAGAGGGACAUACAGAUCAUAAUUUUCCUGAGAACUGUCAAAUUGGACAGAAACAACGGCAACAAAUAGAGCGGCAGUUAAAAUGCUUGGCAUUUCAAAACCCUGGACCACAGGUAGCAGACUUUAAUCCUGAAACAAGGCAGCAGAAAAAGAAAGCCCGGAUGUCAAAGAUGAAUGAGUACCUUUCUACAACAUACAAUGUAAUGAGGAAGUACAACAAAAGUGGAAGGCUCAUCUGUAAUGACGUUGACCUGUGCGACUGUCUAGAGAAAAACUGCCUGGGCUGCUUCUACCCAUGCCCCAAGUGUAACUCCAACAAGUGUGGGCCUGAGUGCCGCUGCAACCGACGUUGGGUUUACGAUGACAUUGUCACCGAGUCUGGAGAGGUCAUCAGCUCACUGCCAUUUAAUGUUCCUGACUAAGUGCUCUUGCAGAUGGACUGAUUUGUUUCUUCUUACAUGUUUAAGUCGACCUCUUUCUCUUGGGUGAAUUUUAGGGCUUGGGGGAAAUAUUGAAAAAACAUACUGAAGACUCAUGUUCUGUCAAGCCCCAGAACCAUGUAGAAUAGGCAUUAAUUCUGUAGCCUUCUUACCUGUCUCAGCAAUUUUCGAGUUCCUUAACUUGCUCCCAAAAAAAUGUGACAAUGGAGGGAUCAACAUUUCUCAUCAGCACCCUCAUCUCUACUCUGCCUUCCAAGUAAAACUCUUCCUCUUUCCUGAUAUCUGAGAAAAUGUAGCUUUAAGAGUUUCAAAACUCUAUAGCUGAGAGCUUUUCUUACAUAGAACACAGAAUCUUAAAUUUAUAAUAUCUAGUUAUCCUUAGAAUCUUAUGUAUCACGAGUUGUAAACCACACUUGCCAUUUGGAUUAAAAAAAAAAAAAAACCCCUUGUGACUUUGCACUGCAUACUCAUAGCUUCAUGUUUUAUUUUUCAUGUUUUAAUAUCAUUCAAAUGAUGUUUAGUAAUGCUUGGCAGUGUUUGUAAUCAUUAAAAAUUUGUAUUUUAUUUGUAAAAUUGAGAAGUUAGGAAUCUAAUAUCCUAAAAGCCAGGAAUUUACAUAUUUUUGUUUUCAGGAACAGUAUUUUUUUCAUAGAGAGGAAACUUAAAUUCCACAAAAAUGAUUUAUGUAUGUUUGCUAAUUGAGUAUAUUGAUAAGAAUUGACUACAUACAUGAUAUGGUCUUUUCAAUUCUGAUACAUUGUCAGAGGUAUAAAAAAAGUUGAAUUCAGCUUUCUUUGCAGUCAUGUUUUUAUAACAGUCUUUUUUUAACCCUAAGUCAGUGGCUCUCAUUCAUGAGAAUUUCCUGGAGGACUUGUCAAAACAGGUUUUUGGCCAGGCUGUAGCUCGCACCUGUAGUCCCAGCACUUUGGAAGGCCGAGGCGGGCAGAUCAUGAGGUCAGGAGUUUGAGAGCAUCCUGACCAACCUGGUGAAACUCCAUCUCUACUAAAAAUGAAAAAAUUAGCUGGGUGUGGUGUCGCACGCCUAUAAUCCCAGCUACUCAGGAGGCUGAGGCAGGAGAAUCUCUUGAACUCAGGAAGCAGAGGUUGCAGUGAGCCAAGAUCACACCAUUGCAAUCCAGCCUGAGCUACAGAGCGAGACUCCAUCUCAAAACAAAACAAAACAGAUUUUUGUGGCCCCACACUAAGAAUCUAGACAGGGCUCAAUAAUCUGUUCCACAUUGUCAGGUGAUGUUGAUGCCACUGAUGUGGGGACCACACUUGAGAACCACUUCUCUAAAUUACUUUAGAUACAUAAUAUAAGGAAGGAUUUAAACCUCAUUGACUGUGAUACUGCCACUGCACAAAGCUAGAAGUAUUUAAAGUAAUGUAAUAAAAAUUUAAAAGUAAAUAAGAACAUUAGUUUUAAAAUAAAUUUGAAAUAUUAUAGAGGGUUUUUGUUGUUGUGGGUCACUUUUUUUGAGACGGAGUUUCCCUCUGUCACCCAGGUUGCAGUGCGGUAGUGUGGUCUUAGUUCACUGCAACCUCCACCUCCGGGGUUAAAGUGAUUAUCGUGCCUCAGCCUCCCGAGUAGCUGGAUUACAGACUUGCACCACCAUAUCUGGUUAAUUUUUGUAUUUUUAGUAGAGAUGGAGUUUCACCAUGUUGGCCAGGCUGGUCUCAAACUCCUAUCUCAUGUGAUCUGCCCGCCUUGCCUCCCAAAGUGCUGGGAUUAGCGGCAUGAGCAACCAUGCCUAGCCUUAAAAAUAGUUUUCAGGAUUUAUUUUUCCUUCUUAGUUUUUAAUACUCACUUCUUCACAAUCUACUUGUGCCAGGGAACAUCUCUGACAAUUCUGGAUUUGUUGCUUGAUGUAUGUUUUAGGACUAAAAUAACAAAAGCCCUAAAAUUAAUGGUGUGACUAUAGUACACCUGUCCAGGGAGUAAGAGCACUUACAUUCUUUGCCAUCAUUCUCCAUAGAAUUUACUGGGUUUUCCAGAUUCCACUUACUUUUACUGACCAUACAUUGUGAACGAAACAUUAUGUUAAGAUGGAAAUGAAUUGCAUUACCUUUGACUGUCACAGCCCAGUAAGGAAGACAUAAAAUCAAAUUACCCAAGUCACAUCCUUUGAAAUGUUCACCAGGAACGUGCAGCUCGGAAACCAGUAUAAAUGAGUAGGGCCUUCUUCCAUUUAUACCUUGUUUUAUUUUGAGAGUAAUUAUUAUUUUGUAAUUGGCAGACCAAAUGAAUUUAUUACUUCUUUAUUUUAGAAUCAUAUAAUGUUAGAGCCAAAAAGAACCUUGUAGCUCAUCCAUAUAGUGAAUUAGUCAAGUACUAACAGAGAGGCUGCUCUGUGACAGGCAGCAGGCUAGGUGCAGGGGAUCAGACAGUGAACAAAAUCUGCCUGGCUCCUGUCUUCGUGGGGUUUGUGGACUUAUAAGGCUAAGCCCUUUUUGUUUUGGUUGGUUUUUUUUCCUUUGCAACUGAGGAAAUUUAGACCCAGUGAAAUUAAAUGGCUCAGUUAAGGACACACAGAAAAACUGGCAACCCUGGUGUUUUGAACACUCAAGACUAGGUCAGAGUUCUUUCAAUGAUGCCAUGUAUUUCCUACAUUGUGCUAUUAAGUGCUUUGAAUAUAGUUCAUAUUCCUAAGACCCAUCUCAAACCGUAGGAAUCUGAAACUGUAGGAAUGAGACCUGGGAUUCCAUAAUUUUAAACAAACAUCCAAGUUAAGUCUCAUGAUCUGAUACAUCUGAAAAACACCCCUCUAUAUCAUCAGUUGUCCAAUUUUCAUGCUAAAAAAUAACCCUAAACAAAUUAGCAUUAAAGCCCUCCUUCCCUUCUGUCUCCUCUUGUCAUUCAGUCUUAAGGAUUAGAUAAAGGAAUCUGGUUUAAAAUGAUCUGGCUUAAAAAGUGUGUUGAAAAAUUAUGUCAGUAAAAUUUCCAGGUAAGACAAAAAAUAAAAUAAGGUCAAAAAUUGCAUAAUUACUAAGCAGACACCUUAAUACUGCUAUUAUGGAAGCCUAGUAAAGCAUUUGAUGAAGUAUACUUUUCGAAAUCAGGUUAUUUCAUCUUGAUCUAAUGCCAUUUCAAUGUAUUUUUAAAAGACUCUUGCAAUAAAUAAUUAUUACAAAAAUAAAUUUAUGUGAAUCAUCAGAAACAUAUUUUGUAAAUGUAUAAUUUUUAUUAUGAAGUGAAUAAAGCUCUUUAGCUAUCUGAACUAAAUUCAGAUUAACAAGGAAUGCAGCUGUACUAUCUGAUUACAUUACCAAGGAAAUUGUCUUGUCAGUGUGAUAGGACUUUUUCUGCUUGAGUAUCUUUCAAUGCUGAUGGCAUGUCUUCAUGAAUAUGUAUAAAAUGGAAGGAAACCUAUUUUACAAAAGGAAAUUAAACCAGUACAUACUGAAGGAUUUAGACAAAUUAUCCUGUGCACAUUUAUACAAGGAUUUUGGACUAGAAUGCCGUAUCACGUCAAUUUGUGUGACAACUUUGAGUGUAAUUUGUAAGAGUACACUGUCUGAGAUAAUCCUUCUGUACUUCCCCUUCCAAAUACCCCCACCCAAGACAACAUCUUGGAUUCACUGCAGGUAUAGACAUUCAGAUGCUAACUCACAGAAAAAUCAUUUAACUUCUAUUUUUAUAAAAGUGAACAAUGCUCUCUUGGAUAUUCUGUGGAUGUCAUAGACAGUAGCUGGGCAAUGAAUGGUUUGGACAUUUUUAAACAUUUAUACAUGCAACUUCAGUGUUUGGCUAUGCAGGGACAUUUGUUUAAGUCCAGAGGUGCCUUUUACAUGGACAGUUGUACAAUGCCAAUUAUGCCCCCUAGAGUUGUAGAGCAAAGUGGUCCUGCAGAAAGGUGCCAUUUGAUGUGUAGAUUUCUUGAUUGUCCAGCAUUUGCUGAUAUUUUCUAUGUAUUAGACAUUGUGGGCUUUAGAUUGGUUUAUAUUCUUGUAUAAAAUACUUUUUAAAAAUCCCUAUGUAUCUUUCCACUGUCUACUUUUUCUUUUUUCCUUCAUUCUCUGUGACGUCUAUAAUAGCAUAAGUUAGUUUUGAGGUUACUUAGGACAACAGUCCAUAUAUAUGAUCUAACAUACAGAGUUUUUGUGCUACUUUUUCUUUCGGAACCUGUAUUUUAAUCCUGGACUUAGAAUAUUCUUUUUUAUAUUCACAGAUUCCUAAAAUUCUGCUUUUUCCACAGUAUUUUUCUUUACUCUGUGGAAGGGAAAUGACUCAUCAUUAAUAUUCAUGUCUAAGAAGCAAUGUAUUAUUUAAGACUUAUAUUCAAUUUGAAACCUAUUUCUUUUGUGUUUAUAAUUUGUAGUUUUAACAGGUCAUUUUUUUCCCUCACUAUUGUAUUGUUGUCUGUAUAUUCUUUUUAAGUUGGCCAAAGCUUAGGUCACAUACAAUAAAUUCAGUGAGAUUAGUGACUGAGUUAAUUG